Molecule: messenger RNA, 4792 nt
Organism: Oncorhynchus tshawytscha (Chinook salmon)
Lineage: Eukaryota; Metazoa; Chordata; Actinopteri; Salmoniformes; Salmonidae
Product: receptor tyrosine-protein kinase erbB-4-like
Exons: 13
Coding region: 1-2196 (731 amino acids)
Biological process (GO): positive regulation of kinase activity; positive regulation of cell population proliferation; cell surface receptor protein tyrosine kinase signaling pathway
Cellular component (GO): signaling receptor complex; basal plasma membrane
Molecular function (GO): transmembrane receptor protein tyrosine kinase activity; ATP binding; epidermal growth factor receptor binding
Source: RefSeq, a predicted model, not a curated record
AUGGGAGAUCUGGUGGAGCCCCUGACACCUAGUGGUACAGCCCCUAACCAGGCCCAGCUCCGCAUCCUCAAAGAGACUGAACUCAAGAGGGUCAAGAUACUGGGCUCGGGGGCCUUCGGCACCGUCUACAAGGGUAUCUGGGUGCCAGAGGGUGAGACAGUGAAGAUCCCGGUCGCCAUCAAGAUCCUGAACGAGGCAACGGGACCCAAGGCUAACGUGGAGUUCAUGGAUGAGGCUCUGAUCAUGGCUAGCAUGGAGCACCCCCACCUGGUCCGUCUCCUGGGGGUCUGCCUGAGCCCCACCAUCCAGCUGGUCACCCAGCUCAUGCCCCACGGCUGUCUGCUCGACUACGUCCAUGAACACAAGGACAACAUCGGCUCCCAGCUGUUGCUCAACUGGUGUGUUCAGAUCGCCAAGGGUAUGAUGUAUCUGGAAGAGCGGAGACUGGUGCACAGGGACUUGGCUGCCCGUAACGUGCUGGUCAAGUCCCCCAACCACAUCAAGAUCACUGACUUUGGUCUGGCUCGGUUGCUGGACGUCAAUGAGAAGGAGUACAACGCUGACGGGGGCAAGAUGCCAAUCAAGUGGAUGGCCUUGGAGUGUAUCCACUACAGGAAGUUUACACACCAGAGUGAUGUCUGGAGCUACGGGGUGACCAUUUGGGAAUUGAUGACAUUUGGGGGGAAGCCCUAUGAUGGCAUCCCGACCCGGGACAUUCCAGACCUGCUGGAGAAAGGAGAGCGUCUUCCCCAACCUCCCAUCUGCACCAUAGAUGUAUACAUGGUCAUGGUCAAAUGUUGGAUGAUAGAUGCAGACAGCAGGCCCAAGUUCAAGGAGCUAGCUGCAGAGUUCUGUAGGAUGGCCCGGGACCCUCAGCGUUAUCUGGUCAUCCAGGGUGAUGACCGUAUGAAGCUGCCCAGCCCCAAUGACAGUAAGUUCUUCCAGAGCCUGCUGGAUGAGGAGGAGCUGGAGGAUCUGAUGGAUGCUGAGGAGUACCUGGUUCCUCACGCCUUUAAUAUCCCACCGCUGGCGUACACACCCAGGACACGUGUUGACUCCAACAGGAACCAGUUUUUGUACCAAGACCCUAGUUUCGGCAUGGAAGACAUGUUGGGUACCAUGGGGACCAUCCCACGGGUGCUGUCCCUGUCUGCAGUCCCAGGGUGCAGGCCCCCAGGGGACCCGUCUGUAGGGGGGCAAGGCGGCAGCGGCCAAGAGGAUAAACGUUUCGAGGACCAGCGCUGUAACGGCACCCUGAGGAAGCAGGCCUCACCCCGGCCCGCGGGACCUCCAGGACAGGGCGGAGCCCCAGCCUCAGGUCCAGGGGAGGACAGCAGUGGACAGCGCUACAGUGCAGACCCCACCAUCAUGCUGGGGGAGAGAGGAGCUAGAGGAGACACAGACCAGGAUGGAUUCCUGACCGCCAUGAGGGAGAAGGCCUCCUCAGACUAUCUCAACCCUGUGGAGGAGAACCCGUUCGUGACGCGCCGGAGGAACGGAGACACCCUGACCCUGGACAGCUGUAACCCCUACCAGGUGGCCCCCAUAGGUCCCCAGCAGGCCGGCUCCGGCCCCAGAGUGGAUGACGAAUACGUCAACGAGCCCCUCUACCUCAACACCUUCCACAACCCCGGAGGACCAGGGCCAGGAGAGGGAGACUACACCGAUUAUACCCUGAAAAAGAACGGAGUCCCUGGGGGACACAACCCUAUCCUCGCCACCCUUACCAGCCAACCAGGCGCCACUGGCGUCACUGCUGGCCAAUCAGGCACCACCCAGGCAGGGAACCCCUCCCACAGCGUCCAGGCAGCCAACGCCCACGCUGUCUCCGCACCUCCGGGGCUCGGCGCAGCCGGCCCUCACCCAGGGCACAUCCUGCACCCAGGUCACCCUCCCCACCCCGGGUACACCCUCCACCCCGGUCUCACAGGCACCAUCAUGGUGGACAAGAAGACCAGACAAGACAAGAACAAGACAUUUGACAAUCCAGAGUACUGGCAGCAUAGCCUCCCUCCCAAAGCCACCCUGCACAACCCCGAGUACCUGCAGGACUGCAGCACGCGCUUCUUCUACAGGCAGAACGGACGUAUCCGGCCCGCCGUGGCCGAGAACCAGGAGUACCUGACGGAGUUCGCCCUGAAACCCGGGACCGUGCUACCGCCCCCGCCCUACAGACAGAGGAACACUGUGGUGUAACGUGGAGUAGUGAGGAGGACUGGGUGAGAAGAGGAGGAAGACAAGGGGAGGAGGAGUGAGGGGGAUGUACGGAGGAAGAAGGGCAAGAUCGUGGGAGGAUGGGAGGAGGAGAGAGGACUGAGUGUGAGAGGGAGGAGGAGAGAGAAGUGAAGACAGGAAGGAGGAGGAGUGGACAGUCCCUCUCACACUCAGUCACGCAGUAUUUACGUAUCAAUGCAUCAACCUUGGUUCCCUCCACCAGCACUGGACUGACACAUCUAUAUCUGUCUGUCUGAUUACAGUAAAUUUACACAGAAAUAUCACAGUAAUAUUAUUGUAAUUUACAAAAUGCUGAGAGCCUCCUACCACCCAUGAACCCAGGACUGAUGAGCACCUCUCUGUCUGUAUCUAUCUGAUUUAUACUGGAUUACAGUAACAUUAUAGUAAUAUACAUACUGCUGAACCCAGGACUAAUGUGCACAUUGCUAGCCUCCCCUUCCACUCAGCCCCUCUUAGCCAACCUUAACUACUCCUCUACCACACCCACUACUCUCCCUCAGCUCCGCCUCUUCAGUGUUGAUCACACAAACAGGCGCCACCCACUCCUGGAAAAUGGUGGACCUCUCUCUCAUGUGACUUUGUCCUCUUCCUGACUCCGACUUUAUACUCCUUUAGAUUCCAGCUUCACCAACAACUAUAACAACAGCAGAACGCUAAAGGAACAGUGACAUGUAAUGACUACUGACAGACAAUAACACCCUCCCCCAGAAAAACCCUCUACUAAACUAUUGUUUGCUCAUUAUCUUCAUUACACUAUUUUAUUAGUAAGAACCAACCAGUAAUUCACCGUUUAUACACAACACUACACUUGGAGCACCACAUGUUCCAACAGGUUUCAUUUGUAGCAAUCCACCAACAACACGUACAGUAAUGUCAUGAGAGCUGUUGGUGGGCAGGACAGCAGGUUCAUAUAAGAGGAAAUGUAUACAUCUGUGUAUACACUGCUGUUCCAUCACUGUCUGCCAAGCCCCAGCCACGCCAUUCAUCUGUCUCAUAAUGUGGAGGAUGAUUUAAUGUCCGCUGACUGGACUGACUGGCUGGCUGGCUGACUGGACUGACUGGCUGGUUGACAUGGUUUAAACCCCUCUGAAUACAUAAUGCAAUUCAAUCAUGGAUUGUACAGCACAGCUCAUAUCCUCUAUAACAUGUUCAUUUGUAUCUCGCAAAGAAGGAAGAUGUGCUCCCAACCUUGACACAUCAAUAACCCUGUACAUGUAUGAUAUAGUCACAAACACAUACACACACACACAGAGAUAGCGUUAGCGUCGUGUGCAUUCCGUUCUGGACCAGGAGCUCCGUUGACCUUGGGUUCUAAAGCAGUGGAGAUAGCACCAGCCAAGGCAGUGCAGCGGCAUGAGAAGACAAAGUCACAGCAAGUAAAUGGCAGUGUUAUACUGUAUGUAAAGCUGGAAUGGCCUACGUUGAACACACUGAAAUACGUCAGGCAGAAAGUGCCACAGCCCAGGAUUUACGAGGGAAUGGGCUUAUCAGUAAGGAGAGGAUCUCAACCACCCAGCCAUGCUGUUAUAACUUCUAACCCACAUGACUUCUGAGGCAGACAAAUCUGGAUCUGGAUCGAUGCUGUCAUAGAAUAUAGAUCGGAAACUGCUGUGUAUUGCAGUAUUUUUUAACUGAUAAACCGUGGCAGAGUCUGUCUGUUCGUUCCCCUAUCAGAGCUGGUUACAAAGACCUCAGGAGGACUGAUGAGGUGAUGGGGACUGAAGUUUGAACUGGACUGGAUAGAUAGACAGUUGGAGGAGAAAGAGAAAUAGAUGGCAGGGUCAUGUUCAUUAGGCAACAAAUGGAAGACAAUGGACUGAAACAGGGAGGGACUACCUGGACAUUGCAAAAUGUUUUGUUACAGUGUGAACGUGACCCACGUGUGUGGAGGACUGGAGAAUUCUGGGGCCUGGAUAGGUGGCGGGCAGCAGACACCAGUCUGUCUGGGAUAAGAGAGGCCUAAAAACUUGGUCUGGUCUUGGGUCUGGUCCUGGGAAUAAAGGAGGAUAACUAAGCCCUGAUGUGGUGGACACAACCAUGGAGGAGAGUCAUUGAGAGUUCUGGUCAAGCUGGAGAGGACAAGCCUGAGAACCUGAUCUGGUCUUGGGUCGGCCAUGGCCAGUGAGGAGUUAACACAUGGACACAUGGAAAUACAAAUAAACCUAGUACACACCAAGCAGACUCAUCAUUGGUGGAUAUGUUAUGUGGAAUAAUAUAUUCAUUUUGGGGAGAAAUUGGGGAUGGAUGGCAUCAGAUUUGGACAGUUGAAAUACUCUAAUUAUAUUAUGUCAUGCCAUGAAGAAUAGUAUUGCAACCUGAACAACAUCAAACUGGUCCCUAAAACUAAGACUUUUGCUCCACCCCAAAAUGUCUCUCCCCCUUCUACGUACAGUACAGGGGCAUCCACCCCAAAAUGUCUCUCCCCCUUCUACGUACAGUACAGGGGCAUCCACCCCAAAAUGUCUAUCCCCCUUCUACGUACAGUACAGGGGCAUCCACCCCAAAAUGUCUCUCCCCCUUCUACGUACAGUACAGGGGCAUCCACCCCAAAAUGUCU